CAUUCGUGCGGCUCAGGUUGUCCCUAGUGGAUUUCGGUCCGAUCCUUCACGAACGUUUUUAUACAAUUGAGAUUUAUUAUUUAUUCGAGCUGUUCUCGAGUGCGCCGGAAGGAUGAAUCAAUUCGUGUUCAGUGUGUGUUGUGUUUUGCUGUGCGGAAAGGUGCUUUCUGCCCCAGCGCCACAGAGUCUGGAAGCAGCGCCACGAUCGGCAGCUCAGGAUGUGCAAACAGUGCGAUAUUACAGUGAGAAUAAUGGAUUCGACGGAUAUAAAUUUACCUACGAGUUGAGCGACGGUCAGAUCCGAUCGGAGGUCGGCACGUACCGUGACUCCAAGGAUGCCGAGGGCAAGGACGUAAAGGUACUGUUCGUGCAAGGGUCGUACUCGUUCGUUGCUCCCGAUGGUAAAACCUACUGGGUGAACUACACUGCUGACGAGAACGGCUAUCACCCGAAGGUUGGUACCGGCCCAACUGGAGGAAUUCAACCAGGCCAGGAUGCCCCGAUCGAGAGCGCUUAGAGUGUCUUCCUAUCUGUGCUGAGAGUAGAUAGUUUUUAUGAGAUUCCAAACUAGUAAAUACUUCAAGUCAGUGACGAACAAUACUGUUAGUAGUUAAGUGCAGUGUACAUAUAGUAUGUCUAUCAGAACAUGUGAAUUAAAAAGUGAUGUGAAAAUCAA
This is a messenger RNA of Wyeomyia smithii (pitcher-plant mosquito), 676 nucleotides long. RefSeq names its product endocuticle structural glycoprotein ABD-5-like. Gene Ontology annotation, molecular function: structural constituent of chitin-based larval cuticle. The transcript has 2 exons. Bases 113 to 517 code for a protein of 134 amino acids. The record is from RefSeq and is a predicted model, not a curated record. Gene Ontology annotation, cellular component: chitin-based extracellular matrix. NCBI's taxonomy places the organism in Eukaryota, Metazoa, Arthropoda, Insecta, Diptera, Culicidae.